Astyanax mexicanus (Mexican tetra) is the source of this 2725-nucleotide messenger RNA. It is a transcript of the gene ca9, whose product is annotated as carbonic anhydrase IX. Gene Ontology annotation, molecular function: zinc ion binding; carbonate dehydratase activity. Gene Ontology annotation, cellular component: plasma membrane. The record is from RefSeq and is a predicted model, not a curated record. Lineage: Eukaryota; Metazoa; Chordata; Actinopteri; Characiformes; Acestrorhamphidae. The transcript has 12 exons. Bases 351 to 1505 code for a protein of 384 amino acids.
AAAAGAGAGAGAGCACCAGAGAGAAUGAAAGAGAGAGAAAUAGAUGUAGAGAGAUAUAUAAGAUAUAUAUAAGAUAGAGUGAAGCAGAUAGAGAAAGAGAGAGGGAGCUGUAAGGAGAGAGAAUAAAGGAACACUGGGCACAUAGCGAUCAGAUAGCUCCUGGCUGCUGAUUGGUUCUUUUCUUCAGGGUGGUCCUUUUAAAUGUCCCUCCCCCUGUGAUUGAAUGGAGGUGAGGCUUUGUGUGUGUGUAUAUAAAAGUGUGUAAGAUAGUGAGUGUGUGUGUGAGCACCUGUGCGGGACUGUUACUGGCUGCUAAGAGGAGACAGACUUCAGCAGGAAUCAUCAUCAUCAUGCUACUAAAACUCUUCAUCCUCCUCCUCCUCCUCGUCCAGGAUCAGGUGCUGGCUGGAGAAACUCACUCCUCUUCCUCUGAGGAAGAUGGCAGCAGUGAGCAUGAUGAUGAUGAGCACGAGAAAAGUUCAUCUCAUGAACAUCGAUGGGGAUAUGAAGAUCAAGAAGCAUGGAGAUCUGCUUACCACGACUGCAACGGAAAAUCUCAGUCUCCCAUUGAUAUUGAGACCAGCAAGGCCAUCUAUGAUCGCAGCCUGCCUGCGAUAAAGCUGGACGGUUACGAUCUAACUGACCAACCUGGUCUGAAGUUGCACAACAAUGGACACACGUUGCAACUGUCUCUGCCCAGCAGCAUGCGUAUACUGAAGGGCUUUGAUGAAAUCUACCUGGCUGCCCAGCUUCACUUCCACUGGGGCACCAUAGAGGUCCCCGGCUCAGAGCACACCAUAGAUAACGUUCACUUCCCUGCUGAGAUCCACGUUGUUCAUUAUAACUCCAAAUAUGCUGAUUUAGCAGAGGCUGCGAGGAAAAAAGAUGGAUUGGCUGUAUUAGGAGGCUUUAUUGGGAUUGGACUUCAUGAGAAUGAAAACUAUGAGAAAAUCCUGUCUGCACUCACAGAUGUUAGUAUAGAAGAGUCUAACACAAUGAUCCCGGGUUUUAACAUCCGUCACCUUCUACCAAACAAUCUGGAGAAGUUUUAUAGAUACAACGGGUCCCUGACCACUCCGCCAUGCUUCCAAACUGUCAACUGGACCAUGUUCAACGACACCAUUACAGUGUCAAGAAGACAGCUGGCGGCUCUGGAGAAAACACUAAAAGCAGGUCAAAAUCAGCUCCUGUCCAAAAACUUCAGAGCACCUCAGCUUCUUCAUGGAAGACGAGUCCUGGCCUCAUUCAGCGCUUCUCCCAGUGUGGACAGUGCCAACACCAACACAUUUACUGGGGAAAAGAGUUUACCGAAGGUUAAAACAAGUGGAACGUUUGAUGACAUGUCCAAAGGAGAUGUAUUAGCCAUUGCCUUUGGAGCCUUAUUCGUCAUGACUUUGCUGGGGUUCUCCGCAUAUGCAUAUCAACAGAGGAAAAAGUACUCAAAAAUCAAAAAAGACACCAGACAAAAUGUUAUUUAUAAACCAGCAACCAAAGAAGAGGUAUAGACGUGAAAAAGAUGCUUGGUUUUCAGAAAAAAUGUCAAAUAUUUAUACUGGAAUUGUUUUUUUUUUUGAAUACUUAAGCAGCUAUUGAUAAGUGUUUCAAAGCAAAUUCUGCUGCCUGCAAAAAGAACCAUAGAUCUCUAAUCCACUGCUGUUAUUUAGUGUGUUUUCUCACUGUGAGUUAAGGAAAACAAGAUGUCUAAAUUUGUCACAGUAGUUUUUGUAAUUGUGAAAUGGUCAUGCAUGGUGGGAAAUCACUUAAACUAGGAAUAUUUUUAACCAUAUUAUAUUUAUAAUGUUUUACCCUGUCUAUUUUGUUUACAAAAUGUUUUGUUUAAUAAAAUAUUUCCACUAUAUCACCAAAAGUAUUCACUCACCAAUCCCAAUCAGUUAAAUUCAGUGUUAAGCAGAACACCAAGCACUUAGUCUUGCAGAUUGCUUUUACCAACAUUUGUUACAGAAUGAGUCACUCUUAUGAUCUCAGUGAAGUCCUGGGUGGCACAGUGAUGGGUACCGUGUUCUCUGGAGUGAAAAAUCACACUUAUCCUUCUGCUAAUCUGAUAGACAAAUCUGGGCAAAUGCUAGGACAAUAAAAUGCCUCUGAAUGCAUUAUGCCAAAUGUAAAGUUUUGUUGGAGUUGUAUUUCAGCGAAAGGAACUCUUAAUGCUUCAGCAGUCCAAAAGAUUUUAGACAAUUUCAGGAUCCCAACUUUGCGGAAACAGUUUGUGGACGGCCCCUGCCUGUUCAAACAUAACUGAUCACCACUGCACAAAGCAAGGUCCAUAAAGACAUGGAUAAGCGAGUUCGAUGUGGAAGAACUUGACUGGCUUGCACAGAGUCCUGACCUCAACCCAAUAGAACACCUUUAGAAUAAAUUAAAGCAGAGACCUUACAAAUGUGCUUCUGAAAGGAUGGUCAAACAUUCCAAUAAAAAGACUCCUAAAUCUCAAGAUGAAGAGAGAGAUGAAGCUGUUGUAGCUACAAAGGGUAGGCUAGCAUCAUAUUAAACUCUAUGGAUUAAGAACGGGAUGUUAUUUGUUCAUAUGUGCACAAAGAGAGAUGAGAGAGAACUUUUGGCAAUAUAGUGAAGUUCUGGUUUCAGAACAUACUGUAAAUACUGCAGGUCAUAUCACUGGCCUAUAACGCGCACACAUAUCACUAAUCAAUGAGGUAAUAGUGAUGUAUUAUGUCAAUCUCAAUAAAAAAUGUUUGUUUCUAAACAA